This is a messenger RNA of Ipomoea triloba (trilobed morning glory), 2347 nucleotides long. RefSeq names its product heat shock 70 kDa protein, mitochondrial-like. Gene Ontology annotation, molecular function: ATP binding; ATP-dependent protein folding chaperone; ATP hydrolysis activity. The coding region runs from base 100 to 2127 and encodes 675 amino acids. NCBI's taxonomy places the organism in Eukaryota, Viridiplantae, Streptophyta, Magnoliopsida, Solanales, Convolvulaceae. The record is from RefSeq and is a predicted model, not a curated record. Gene Ontology annotation, biological process: cellular response to unfolded protein; protein refolding. Gene Ontology annotation, cellular component: cytoplasm; mitochondrion. The transcript is spliced from 6 exons.
CUUAUUUAUUUCCUCCAUUUCUCUGUCCCAGACUCCCAGUAUUUGCCCGCGCUGGCUGCCUAAAACCCUAAACCCUAACAGAAUCUUCGACCGUAUCCAAUGGCCACCGCCGCGUUGCUCAGGUCUCUUCGUCGCCGCGACCUUGCUAACUCUUCACUGUCUGCCUACAAAACGUUCACUGCAAAUUCCAAGUCGCCAUGGGCAUCAUCACUCAGUGCUCCUAGAUGGACUGGUCUGGCUAGACCAUUUAGCACAAGAUCAUCUGGACAUCAUAUUAUUGGUAUUGAUUUGGGUACAACAAACUCAUGUGUUGCUGUCAUGGAGGGAAAGACUCCAAAAGUGAUUGAAAAUUCUGAAGGCUCUCGGACCACCCCUUCUGUGGUAGCUUUUAACCAGAAAGGAGAAUUACUUGUUGGUACACCGGCCAAACGUCAGGCUGUCACAAAUCCAACAAACACUGUCUUUGGGACCAAACGCCUGAUUGGCAGGCGCUAUGAUGAUCCCCAGACAGAAAAGGAAAUGAAAAUGGUUCCUUACAAAAUUGUGAAGGCCCCUAAUGGAGAUGCUUGGGUUGAAGCAAAUCAACAAAAAUAUUCUCCUAGUCAAAUUGGAGCCUUUGUUCUGACAAAGAUGAAGGAAACUGCUGAGGCUUACCUGGGGAAGCCUGUAUCAGAAGCUGUGAUCACUGUUCCAGCUUAUUUUAAUGAUGCUCAGAGACAGGCAACUAAGGAUGCUGGGCGAAUUGCUGGCCUCAAUGUAUCAAGGAUUAUUAAUGAGCCUACUGCUGCUGCACUUUCUUAUGGGAUGAAUAAUAAAGAAGGUCUUGUUGCAGUUUUUGAUCUCGGUGGUGGAACUUUUGAUGUUUCCAUUUUGGAAAUUUCAAAUGGUGUUUUUGAGGUAAAAGCAACUAAUGGUGACACCUUUUUAGGAGGGGAGGACUUUGACAAUGCUUUGUUGGAUUUUUUGGUGAAUGAGUUUAAAAGAACUGAUAACAUUGAUCUUACAAAGGACAGACUUGCCCUGCAGAGGCUUCGUGAGGCAGCAGAGAAAGCUAAGAUAGAGCUUUCAUCAACCACUCAAACUGAAAUUAAUUUGCCAUUUAUCACUGCUGAUGCAUCUGGAGCAAAGCAUCUAAAUAUCACAUUAACUAGGUCAAAAUUUGAGGCUCUGGUGAACAAUUUGAUUGAGAGGACUAAGAAUCCUUGCAAGAACUGUUUGAAGGACGCAGGAAUAUCUACCAAUGAGGUGGAUGAGGUCCUCCUUGUUGGUGGCAUGACCCGUGUUCCGAAGGUGCAAGAGGUGGUUGCUCAGAUCUUUGGCAAGAGCCCAAGCAAAGGGGUGAAUCCUGAUGAGGCAGUGGCAAUGGGAGCUGCACUCCAAGGUGGUAUUCUAGGCGGUGAAGUGACAGAUUUGCUUCUUCUGGAUGUCACUCCCUUGUCCCUUGGUAUCGAGACACUGGGAGGUAUCUUCACUAGAUUGAUUAAUCGGAAUACUACCAUUCCUACCAAGAAAAGCCAGGUGUUCUCCACAGCUGCUGACAACCAAACUCAGGUUGGCAUUAAAGUACUGCAAGGCGAACGCCAGAUGGCAUCCGACAAUAAACUCCUAGGCGAAUUCGAUCUCGUGGGAAUUCCUCCCUCACCAAGAGGCAUGCCCCAAAUAGAAGUUACAUUUGACAUUGAUGCCAACGGUAUCGUCACAGUCUCGGCUAAGGAUAAGGCCACCAACAAAGAGCAGCAGAUAACUAUCAAGUCAUCUGGUGGCCUUUCAGAAUCUGACAUUGAGAGAAUGGUGCAGGAAGCUGAGCUGCAUUCCCAGAAAGAUCAAGAAAAGAAGGCUUUAAUUGACAUUAAGAACAAUGCAGACACUACUAUUUACAGUAUAGAGAAGAGUGUAGCUGAAUAUAAAGACAAAGUUCCCAAGGAAGUUACUUCUGAAAUCGAAUCAGCUGUGUCGGACCUGAGAAACGCCAUGGCCGGAGAUAACAUUGAUGAUAUCAAAUCGAAGAUUGAUGCAGCAAACAAAGCUGUUUCUAAGAUUGGUCAGCACAUGUCUGGUAGUGGUGGUGGUGCUUCUGAAGGCAGUGAGCAGCCCCCUGAGGCCGAGUAUGAAGAAGUCAAGAAGUAGAUACAUACGAGAACAUUUUUGCAUAGGGAAAGCAAUUUUAUUACGAGUUUGAUCUAAUUCUUGUUACUCUUUGUUUUGCCCAUUCUUGCAUUAUUAUAAUUCUUGUAGCAGUAUUGGCAUUUUUCCUUUCCAUCUUUAUUGUACUACAAGACUAGAAGUAUCAAUAACUUACAUAUAAGUUAUAAAUAAAUACAGAUCGGAACGGUAUAUUGCCUUAUUA